Molecule: messenger RNA, 1599 nt
Organism: Lactuca saligna
Lineage: Eukaryota; Viridiplantae; Streptophyta; Magnoliopsida; Asterales; Asteraceae
Source: the annotation of a GenBank genome assembly
AUGGCUUCGAUUAACUUCAUUUCAUCGUGUUGUUUGUACGUGUUCAUCUUAUCUUCUUCAUUUAGUUUGCUUAUACAAGCGACGGAGGAGUCCAGCAGCGAUACAAACUGGUGGUGCCAAACAACUCCUCAUCCUAACCAAUGCAACUACUUUCUGGGUCGGGGUCGUGGUCACCAUACUCCACCGAAACACCGGGCCGAUUUUCGAAUGCGGGUUUUACAGGCGGCGAUCGAUAACGCUAACGAGGCUCAGGGAUGUGCAAAAAACCUCGGGAAGAUGUGUUCAACCACCGUGACGAAAGCUGUAUGGAAUGACUGUUACCACCUUCUCAAUAACACUAUUUCCCAACUCAACCAAACGGUAAUCGGCCUGAAAAACAACCGGAGCUCUGACUUCGACGCCCAGACGUGGCUGAGCGCCGCCCUGACAAACCUCCAGACUUGUUUUACCGGUUGCGUUGAACUGAACGUGACUGACUUUGUAACUCCGAUCAGGUCGAGUAACUUGACAGAGAUGAUAAGCAACAGUCUGGCCAUAAAUCACUUGUUCUUGAAGCAAAAAUCGAGUUCCGAUCAAACAGAUGAUUUCCCGGGUUGGGUAACACGCCAUGACCGGAGACUGCUGACGACAGCGACAAUCCAGUCAAUUGCGAACGUGACGGUGUCUAAAGCGGCGGGGAGUAGGUUUCCCACCAUUCAAUCGGCGCUUGAUUAUGCUGAAAGUAUCGAUCGUCUGAAUCAGAGAUUUAUAAUCUACAUAAAAUCAGGCGUAUAUAGUGAAAACAUUCUGAUUGGAAGCGAUUUGAAUAACAUCAUGUUUGUGGGUGAUGGAAUCAGAUACACCAUUAUCAGCGGUAACCGGAGCGUCGCCGGAGGUUCCACAACUUAUAGCUCAGCAACCGUCGGAGUGGAUGGGUCUAGAUUCCUUGCACGUGGCCUAACAAUUAGAAACACCGCCGGCCCUGAAGGAGCUCAGGCGGUGGCACUCCGAUCAGCCUCCGAUCUCUCCGUCUUCUACGCUUGUAGCAUCGAAGGAUAUCAAGACACUCUGUUCACCGUCUCCCAAAGACAAUUCUACAAACUCUGCUACAUCUCCGGCACUGUAGAUUUCAUAUUCGGUAACGCCGCUGUUGUGCUCCAAAACUGCGUAAUCUUGGUCAGAAAACCCUUACACGGUCAAGCAAACAUGAUCACCGCCCAAGGCCGUGGCGAUCCAUUUCAAAACACCGGAAUUUCAAUCCACAACUGCCGCGUGGUUCCGGCUCCAGACCUGAUUCCGGUGGUGGGUUCCGUUCAAACCUACUUAGGUCGGCCAUGGCAAGAAUAUUCUAGAACUGUUUUCUUGAAAACAUAUAUGGAUAGUUUUAUCAAUCCGAAAGGGUGGUCCCCAUGGGGGAAUACUGAUUUUGCUUUUAGCACGUUGUAUUACGGUGAAUACAGUUGUUUUGGUAGUGGGGCCGCCUUAGAAAACCGUGUGAACUGGACCGGAUACCAUGCGCAAAUGAGUUUGAGUGAAGCUUACGACUUCACGGUCCAAGGACUUAUAGCUGGGAGACAAUGGUUGCCCGCCACCGGUGUGUCGUUUACUGCUGGAAUGUGA